Molecule: messenger RNA, 1308 nt
Organism: Chara braunii
Lineage: Eukaryota; Viridiplantae; Streptophyta; Charophyceae; Charales; Characeae
Source: the annotation of a GenBank genome assembly
GCGAAGUUGGAGGAGGUGAGACAGCAGACGCGAGGUGGCAGAGACUGGACUGCAGAGGCGAGAUGAGAGAGGAUGGAGACAACGGCGAGAUGGUAGAGGCGAGCUGGCAAGGGCGACACGGGACUUGCCCGCUGACAGCAGUUGGAGGACAGAUGCAAGAUUGAAGAGGAUGGUGACAACGGCUAGACGGCAGACUCUAAGGCGAGGUGGCAGAGACGAGACGGGAGAGGUGAGCUGGGAGCGGUUGGACAGCAGAGGCGAGAUGGGAGAGGAUGGUGACGUUGACGAGACGGCAGAGGCGAGACGGGAGACGAUGGUGACGCACAUGGAGACGACAAACGCGAGACGACAGAGGCGAGAUGGGAGAGGAUGGACGCCGAGACGGCAGAGGCACAGAUCUCCGAAUGCUAGGAUGUGUCACUUCAUUCGGGAAUGUAGAACUCGCAUGCGAGACAUGGAACAACAGACCAGACAAGGCGGCAACAACAACCAAGCAUCAGCAUCGACUUCAAACUCGAAUCCAAUCUUACCGUCUCCGGGGGCGAUCGUUCCAUAUAAAGCUCCAUCUCAAGAUGUGCGUAACAACCAAGGUUCAGGGAGCAGCAAUGGCGGCUAUAAUGGUGAUUACAAUGCUGGGUACGGCAGUUACUACAAUAAUAAUUACCGGCGACCCUGGUAUUCGGAUCAAAGGGACAAAAAUGAGAGGGUGGAGAAGAUGUGUAACUGGAUGUCGGGAGAGAUGGAGGAAAGAGAGAGAAUAAAGAAAGAGAAAGAGGAGGCCGCUAGAAAGGAGGAAGCGGCCAAGAAAGAAAAGGAGAUCGAGGAAAAGAAGCUUGCUGAAGCUAAGGAGAAGGAGGACUUCAAAGAGAGUAUCGGAAGGAUGGUGCAAAGUCAAAUGAGAUAUGUCUGUGAGGAGGUCUUGGGACGGAAAGUUGGAGAAGGAGAGCGUCUGACAGUAUCAACAGCUGCUGAGAUUCGACGGCGAACUGAAGCCGAAAUACUGAAGAGUCACGAGAGCGAAGAAAUUCAGAAGAAAGAUGAAGAGAUUCUCAAAUUGAAGAAGGCGAUGGCAGACCUCCAAUCAGACAGAACAGGAAUUGGCUUCGCUGAGGCUGGACAAUCAGCACCUGAUCCAGGACGUUCUAUUUCUAAAGGAGAAAGUUGGCUUGCUGACCAAAGGAAUGGCGUCAACGGUCGGAGCUACUGGUGGGAAGAGUCCAACAUCAACCCCUGCGAAGGAAAAGGGGAAGAAGCCUAACGAGCCCACUCCUGGUGACUAUGUUAAGCUGGCUGAAGCCUAUCGGAGAA